Messenger RNA from Lytechinus pictus (painted urchin), 6050 nucleotides. RefSeq lists its product as uncharacterized. The transcript is spliced from 7 exons. Gene Ontology annotation, biological process: replication fork arrest; DNA damage response; DNA replication checkpoint signaling. Gene Ontology annotation, molecular function: DNA binding. The record is from RefSeq and is a predicted model, not a curated record. NCBI's taxonomy places the organism in Eukaryota, Metazoa, Echinodermata, Echinoidea, Temnopleuroida, Toxopneustidae. The coding region runs from base 93 to 1916 and encodes 607 amino acids. Gene Ontology annotation, cellular component: nucleus; replication fork protection complex.
AGUAGUAGAAAGUUAAGCGCGCGCAAUUUCAAGACUCGACGGCACAGAUUAUCAACAACUGUAAGUUACAGCCCGGUACCGGCAGCUUCAACAUGGAGACAUCAAUCAAUCUUGAUCUUGAUGACCUAAUGGGACCUGAAGAUGGAUUUGAUGAUGAUGAUGAUCUUCCUGCUGUAACAAGACUUCCUGGAUUAGAUGAUGAUGAAGACCAAGAGAACUUACUUAACACAAGUGGACAACGUAAUGAAGGGCUCCUGGACACUCUACUGGAUCCUGCUGGAGCCGAAGAAGGAGCUGAUCUGGCUGCUAAGAGAGUGGUUAACAGGAAACCAAUACCUAAGCUCGAUGCUACAAGACUGACUGGCGAGAGGGGACUCCCAGUCCUGAUGAAACACUUUGAGAAGGUCAAGUUCAAGGGCAAAGGUCACGAGGCAGCUGACCUUGAUCGACUGAUGCGGGUAAUGGAGCACUGGGCGCAUCGUUUGUUUCCCAAGAUGCCCUUCGAUGAUGUCAUUGAGCGUAUUGAGAAGCUGGGGAGCAAGAAGCCAGUACAGACAUGUAUAAAGAAGAUUCGUCUUGAUAUGCCUCUGCUGGAUGAGGAUUUUGUCACUAGAGGUGGAGAAGAUGUUAUUGAAGGAGGAGGUAAUGAGACGACUGGUCUCGGUGAUGAUUUCCCGACACCAAGUUUUCCGGGCACCCAACCACCCUCAAGCAAUACACCUAAGGUUCCAAUGACAGAUGAGCAAAGAGAACGCAUCGAACGCAACAAGAGAGUUGCUAUGGAACGUCGACUCGAGAAGCAAAAGAAAGCGCAGAGUAGCCAGAAGCCUGGAGCAUCCCAGGGUGAUGGUCUGGAUGAAGCAGAACUCAAUGAUCUCUUUGGGACAGGAUCAGCCAAGUCAAAGGUUGUAGAUAAUGAUGUGAUUGAUUCUGAUGAGGAUGAACUGGAGAGGGAGCUGUGGGAGAGUCAGAUGAUGGAGGGAAAGAAGGAGCAGAAGAAGGUUCUGCAGAAAGGGGUGGCUUCUGAAGAGGUGGAAAUUGACGUGGAUGAAGCGGAGAUGGAGAACGAGAUGUGGAAUCAGAUGACCCAGCCUGUGCCAAUGCAGUCUCAGACCAAUAGAUCAUACGAGGUAUCUAAAGUGGCUGAGAUGAGUAAGGAUAUAACUGAGGAUGAAAGUGAUGAGGAGGAAAAAGCAGUGAAAGACUCACAAUCUGUUGUAUCACAGGAUGAAGCACCUAAGGGAAUCAAGAGAAACAAGAGACUUAUCGAUGAUGACAGUGAUGAUGAUGAUGUGAUGGAGGUCGUCAAAGACUCCAAGACAGAUGCUUCACAAGUGAUGCCUUCCAAAGGAGCCAAGAAGAGGAGAGUUAUCAGCGAUGAUGAUGAUGAUGAUGAGAUGGAAGACUCCAGCAAGAUGACGCAGCUUCUCUCUCCAAAGUCAACUAAGGAUGCUUCCGAGGAAAUAACUGUGGACUCUAGAUCACCCUCAAAGUCGGAAAAGACUGUAAGAAUCAUUGAUGAAGAAACAGAGGAUGUUCUGUCUAAAGAUGUUGAAGGUAGAGAGGAUGAUACUGAGAAGCAUCUCAAGGAUGCUGAAGCUGACAUUUGCAAUCAGAUGACCGAACCAGAUCUUUCUCAAAAACCGACAGACUCAAACUCUUUUCCAAUAUCACAGGAAACAUCGAAGAGCAACAGCCAGGAUGAAGUCGUCGGUGAUGAUGCAGGAGAAGUCUGGAAUCAAAUGACAGAACAGGUCGAAACACAGAACAUAAAUAAUUCACAAGAUGAUCAGUUGUAUACGGUGUUGAAAAGCAAAAAGAAUGUUAUCAAUGAUGAUGAAACUCAGAUAGAUAUUGAUAUGUGUAACCAAGAUACAGAACCUGUCAACACUGGAAAUUCUCAUGACACUGAAUAGAAUUUUUCUUGUGAAUUGUAAGUUGAUGUAGACUGGAAAUGAGAAUUGAAAUAACAUGGGUAUUUUUAUUCUUGUACAACACGUAUACAAUUACAUCCAUUUUCUAUCAAAUGCAUCAAUUAGUUUGGAUGGUAAAAGCCCAGCCAAAGAUUAGCUAAAGGAUAAAUGUAUACUUGAGUAUCAUCUAACAUGCAAAUCUCACAGAAGUGUAGUAGCUGUUCAAUCUUUUUCAACUGCCGAUUCUCUGAAUAUUCAAAUAUUCCAUUCUCUUGAUGUUUUUUUUAUUUUCCCUAAAAGUGCUCUUUAUAUAGCACUUAUCUUACAAUUCAUACAGUUCAUAUUUCAGUGUUUGGAUAUCAUAAAGCUACAAAAAGAUUAUAUCCUGCAAAUUUCAGUCAUUUCCAUGCUUUGGAAUAGGUUGUAUAUAUAAGAAAAAAAAUAUUUUAUAUCAGGCAUCCAAUCAAAAUAAAGUUUAAUGUAAACUGCAAACUUUAUCCUGUAAGGCACAUUUUUAUUGUAUACACUACAUCAUAAUUUUUCAUAUAGGGAAUUUGAGUAGUAAUGAACACAUUUUUCAAUUUUUUUUUAGGGGGGGGUGAUACAAAAAAUUAUCAGCUGUUUGUGUUUCUGGUCAAUCUGGUGCAUUUUUUGUAAAUAAUUUAAAUUAACCUUUGAUAUUCUGUCCCAAACUAAUAUUUUUAAAGAGUACCAGUCAUUCUCUUAUUUGACAUUCCUGUGUAGGACUCAGAGCUGCCACCUAUUAUGUUUUUGCCCUAUUUAUUCUUAUUUUUGCAACCAAAUUACAGCAUUACAUUUUUUCUUCAUAAAAUAUGUUGUCAUAUUAAUUUUUUUUUCUUUUAGAUUUUUAAAGAAAAUUGUAUCUUUUGAAGAAUUCUGCCUCUUAAAACUUACACAAAAUUAGGUCAUUGGAUGAAGGUGAUUACACCAAAGGUAAAAAGGUCAUUUGUGGAACAAAAUUUCAAAAUACAGUUUUCAGGAUCACUGAAUACAGUUUCUCAUUCCCAAAGGUUGGCAAUUUGGUUGUGUUGAGAAAUUCAUUUGGGCGUGGGGUAGAAAUACCUCUUUUUUUUUGGGGGGGGGUGCCCAAGGUUGGCAGCUCUGAGGACUGGUUAUCUACUUUUUGACCCCCAUAUCCUAUCCUUUUUCAUAUACCAAUAGUACAGAAUUUGUUAUUUAAAGCAAUUUCCACAAUAUUAGUGUUUUUAUAUCAUUUACCCGUUUCAGGUGUUAUCUGUUUAUUGAUAAUCGUGUACAUGAAUGCUAUAUAAUUAAAAAAGUAUAUAAUUCAUAAGAAAGAUAAUUACGUUUGUGAUUUUUCCAUCUUUUUCUUAUUUUUUUCAAAGGAGGGAGGCUGGAUUGUAAAUAUGAUGCACUACAAAACUUAGCAAUGUUUGUCAAAUCAGAAAUUUCUUUUAUAGAUAAGUCAGAUUUUUUUUUCCUGAAAAAUAAAUUCUGAGGCAGGGAAUGUUAUAAAAAGCUGUAGGGCGAUUCCAAAAUCGGCCAUUCUCACCACACUUUUCAACCUGCUGUCUAAACAAAUGAGGAACUUCAAUUUGUUUUGUGGUAAUAAUAAAGUACAACUGGGUAGUCAUGUGAAAAAAUGACAACCAAACAACAUAUGUCAGUUGGUGAAUUAGAGGGGAAAGUGUCUUUAGUCGUACAGGACGCAGAGAUGUCCCGUACAACACACAACUUUUUCACCUCUCAACGGACAACAUAUCCCAGCCCAGCCAUGGCGUAAUUUCCUUCGGCAAGAAACUGAUCCACAAUGUGCUGCACUCAACCCAGGUGAGGUAAAUGGGUACCGGUAGGAAGUAAUUCCUUAAAAAGCUGUGUGCGCUAUGAACGCCUAGCUUAGCCGGGUAAUAUAGGAGCGCCUUGAGCACCUAACAAGGUGGAUAUGUGCGCAAUAUAAAUACCCUAUAUCAUAUAUUUGUGUUGGUAGUCUUUUUUCACAUGAAUACCCAGUAGUAAUUUUUUAUUACCAUAAAACAAAUUUUAUGCACGUUAUUAACGAUUAUAAUAUUGAUAGUGAAAGGGUUCUCAAUAUAUGCUGGAUGAGGUGAAGAUUGAAGGUGUAGAUAUUGAUCAACAUUUUUACUCUGAAAAAUUGCAGUUUAUUAUUGUAAGUAAUAUAAAAGAAACUAUUUAUACUGUUUAAUAAUAAUAUGUCCAUUUAUCUAGCGCUGUUACUCUGUGCAUAUACUCAACUGCACAUUAUUAGGUGGUAUAUUAUUACCCCGGUCGAAGCUUUUCUGCAAAAGGGGGGGGGGGAUUUUCACGAAACAGCUGUGUGGAUGCCUUGCUAUGAUUGAGAUGAUGAUGUCAGGAUCCAAGGUGCGGAUCCAUCCGGAUUAGACAAUAGGUUUGAGAGGCCAACUUGACUAUUGUGCAAAAACAAUAUGGCCUCUGAAAUGGUAUUGUGUCUAAGCUGACUGUAUCUGUGCCUGAAUGUCCCCGCUUAAAUUUCCUUGCAUCAUUUUAUGAAAUAUAAUUGAGAUUUUUUCCGUAUAUCUCAAAAAAUAUCUGUCUUUUAACAAAACAGUUACAGAUAUGAUGAUCCUUUUAAUAAGAUGAUGAGUCAAUCCCAUUUCUUGGAACAGAAAAUUACAAUAAUUGCAAUUUCAUAUGAUGAUAUAAAUAAUGAAAUACAAAUGACAAGCUGAUUGCAUUAAUUGCAUAUUUAUGGCAUUCAUAGAACAGUUUCACUGAUAUCUUUUAAAUACCAUAUAUUAAUCCUUUUCAUCCAAUUUAAAUGAAACUUCACAUUUUGCUUGUUUAACUUACUUUUAAUGAAGUUCAUAUUGAUUUAAGGCUAUCGAUUUAAAUUGCAAUGAAACUUCACAUUCUGCUUGUUUAAUUAUUAUCGUUUAUUUAAUGUCACCCUGAUUUCAGGCUAGAAUGUCCCUGAAAAGAACUCAAUGUAGGGUUUAUUCAUUGUAGUUGACUUUGUCAUGUUCCUACAAGAUAGAGCACUAAUGACCUCAGAGGCUACAUUUCCUCUUCUCCACUCCUUUCUAGUUUGUUUUUUUUGCUUCCAUGUUAGAAUGUACAAAUCUCUCAACUCUUUUUCUUUCCUUUCCCUUUCUCUUCUUUCCCUACUAUUUCUCAAUUCAGAAAUUGUCAUUCAGUGGUAGAGUGUCCGCUUCAUGAGUGGGAGGUCAUGGGUUUGAUCUCGAGCUGAGUUAUACCAAAGACUUAGAAAUGAGACCUGCCUUCUUGUCAGGCGCUCGACAUUUCAGAAUAGAGAACGGUAAUAAUAACGUGUUAUCCAGGGUUCGCAGGAAGAAAGUUCCUCAGAGCGUAAGUGGCUACCAUUGAUAAAUAAUUAUUGUGAAUACCCUAUCCAUUUUGCCAAAACAAAAUACCAAUUCCUCUACUAUUGUCAAACUAUCAAAUUUUCCUUUCCUUUACACCUCUGUCUCUUUCCUUCCCCUUCAUUGAUGUUCUCUCCUCUCUCUUUCCCAUCUCACUCCACUCACAUUUCCUCUCUUCUUCCCUUCACUUAAUUUUCCACCAUCACCAUUCCUGCCCCUCUUUCUUUCUGUUAAUUCACUGGUAGCACUGUAAUAUAGCAACAACCUUAAAGUAAUGAGGCAAUCAAAUGCAGCUUGGUUAUUGCUUAGGCAUACAUUCAGAAUGUAUUUAUUACACAUUGCUUAAAUUCCUAGAUGCAUUUCUUCAUGGUGAAGAAUGCACACAAAAAUAUCACAUAAGGAAGGAUACAUGAACAUUGUCACUUCAUAUUUUAAUUUGCAUACAUACCAAUAUCUUAGACUCCCGGCAAUCAACACACAAUCUCACACAAUUUUGUUUCCUUUUCAACUGCAGCUUUUGCUAAAACUUGCUAAGAUAAAAUUCUCAUUAAAAGGAAAUACAGUUCAGUUGGGAUUGAAAUAAAAAAAAUUAUAUAUCACAGAAAAAAAUUGAUAUAGUAACUGGCAAAGAUUAUAUAUUAAAGAUGGUUUGGAAAAGGCAUCCUAUUUUGUUUAAUUUUCAAGGUAGUGAAAUAGAAAUACUCAAAGACACUUGUUGUUUAUUAAUCUAAUGUUUGAUCUUGUUAAAUAAAGGGCUAUUAGGAAGGAUUUAAUUUUAAAAAUCAAAUAUGUAAUU